Messenger RNA from Vigna umbellata (rice bean), 1485 nucleotides. NCBI's taxonomy places the organism in Eukaryota, Viridiplantae, Streptophyta, Magnoliopsida, Fabales, Fabaceae. The record is from RefSeq and is a predicted model, not a curated record.
AGAGAAAAAAUGAAUCCUUGCCAACAAUCAGGGGUGGAGGAGAUUUCACUCCUCUUCACUUGGCUGUUUUACUGGGAAGAACUGAAAUGGCAUGGCAUCUGUUUCCUAAAACCAAACAAAUAUUUCAAGAGGUCGAUUGGACCACAGUUUUCUUUCUUUCUAUAAACUGUGGCCUCUACGAUUUAGCCCUGGAAAUGCUAAAGGAGAAGGACACGCUGGCUUAUUGCAGAGGUGAUGACAACUUGACAGGUUUGCAUGUCUUGGCUCGAACUCCUGGUUGUGGUUGCCAAACUCCACGAUGUAGAAAACACGUUCUACCUUUCUAUAAGGAGACUCCUAUUCUCAAACUUGUGAAACGAAUGUGGGAAAUAGUUGUUUCCCUGGAUGAACAAAUGAUGAUGGAUAUCCUCUCGGAACCAUCUCAAGUAAUAUUCAUAGCUGCAGAAGUUGGGAAUUUUGAAUUUCUGUCCGUGGUCUUGAGUACUUACCCUGAUUUGAUAUGGGAACUAGAUGCCAUGGAUCGAAGUGUAAUCCACAUUGCAGUCCUGCAUCGUCAUGCUAGUAUCUUCAAUUUGAUACAUGAAAUAGGCCCUAUCAAAGAGUUCAUUCUAACUUUCAAAGAUGAUCAAGGGAACAAUUUACUUCAUUAUGCUGCAAAACAAGCACCACCAGACCAACUUAAUAUGGUUUCUGGAGCAGCUCUUCAAAUGAUGCUUGAGCUGUCAUGGUUUGAGGAGGUGAAGAAGAUAAUGCCACUGUCAUCCAUAGAGGAACCAAAUUCUUUCGGCAUUAUUCCUCGACAAGUAUUCAGUGAAGAGCAUGAAGAAUUGCGGGAGAAAGGAGAGUCUUGGAUGAAGAGAACUGCAAAAUCAUGCAUGGUUGUUUCAACUCUGAUUACUACUGGAGUUUUCACUGCUGCAUUCAGUGUUCCAGGUGGUAUCAAUGAUGCUAAUGGUGGAACUCCCAAUUACUUGGAGGAAGCAGCAUUCUUGGUAUUUGCAUUAUCAGAUUCCAUUGCAUUGAUCUCAUCAUCAACUUCGAUCCUAAUUUUCUUGUCUAUCCUAGUCUCUCGAUAUGCGGAGGAUGAUUUUCUUAUGUCACUGCCCUUAAAACUUAUGUCUGGUCUUCUGGCACUGUUGAUCUCAAUAAUUAGCAUGAUGGUAGCAUUCAGUAGUGCCUUCUUUAUAACAUAUUUCAAUGGAGUAAUCUGGGUUCCUAACCUCAUUUCUGCAAUUGCUUUUGUACCAAUACCUGUAUUUAUAUUUCUGCAGUUUCCCCUUUGGUCUGACAUUGUCUAUUCAGCUUACAUUUGUAGUUUUAUAUUUAGACCAAGUAGACGUAUGAUUCACUAGGAAGGCAACAAUUUCAAUUUUCUAAUGAUAUAUUGCGUCUAAUUAAUGUUGUUGUAACAAGAUAUUAUUGGUUUAGAUAAGCUUUUGGUCUCCUAGAGUCUUUCUUUUAUAUAUGUAUCACUUUUAUUAUUUG